Molecule: messenger RNA, 1661 nt
Organism: Drosophila obscura
Lineage: Eukaryota; Metazoa; Arthropoda; Insecta; Diptera; Drosophilidae
Gene: Syx17
Product: syntaxin-17
Exons: 2
Coding region: 335-1240 (301 amino acids)
Biological process (GO): vesicle fusion; intracellular protein transport; exocytosis
Cellular component (GO): SNARE complex; endomembrane system; plasma membrane
Molecular function (GO): SNAP receptor activity; SNARE binding
Source: RefSeq, a predicted model, not a curated record
ACCAUGAGAUGGAAAACAAUAGAAUUAUUUUAUCAGCGUUUGAUUGGGACGCGACCCGCAUAAUCCGACCGUUAGUGGAUCGACAUUGAAGACAGAUUCGGAAUCUGCAUCCAACCCACAGAGCAGAGCAGUGACGUCACAGGGAAAACAACUGUCAAUUGCGCAGCGCAACAAAAACAAAGAAAUCGCUUGGACCUACGACACGGACAAGGGCACGGGCACGGGUGGAGCGAGUGCUCCCACACGCCCCACAGCAGCGUAGUUUUCACUUUUUAAAUUGGAGCAGGUACAAAGUGCAGUAGCUGCAGCAGCAGCAGCAACAACAACAACAACGAUGACUGGCGACCAGAAGCUGCCACUGAAGCAGGCCGAGAUCUCGGUGCAGCGCUUCCAGGACACAGCCGUGCCCCACCAUCUGGGCCUGCUGCAAAACCAUCGCAGCAACAUCGAGAAGAGCCUGGCACUGGGCGACUGGCAGAAGAUCAAGCGGGAGGAGCUCAACGCAAUGCGCGUCAUCAAACAAAUCAAGAAUCUCUUACUCGAAAUGGACGCGCUGCGGGAGAAGGUGCGCGAGGAGGAUCGUGAGCGCUUCGACGAGCUGAUGCGUCCGGGCAAGGAGAGGGCUUUUGCAGGCAUGAAAUGCUUUGCGGAACUGCAGCUCAAAUCUCCUACCUCAACGGUGGGCUCGCAGUACGACGAGGAGCAGGACAAUCAGCUGCAGCACGCAGACAUUGGCAAUUUGCCAGCCCACCAACACAUGCCGCAGCUGGAGGUCAACUUCCAGUUGGAGGAGCAUCAACUGUUGCAGCGGCAGGCCUGCCUCGACCAAAUGGAGAAUCUACAGCGUGAAAUCUCCGACUUGAACGGCAUGUUCCACGGCAUGCGGCAGCUGACUGCGGAGCAGUCUGUGGCUGUUCAGAGCAUAGCCGACAACGCCGAGGAGGCGCUGGAGAAUGUGCAGUCGGGCGAACGAUCGCUGCGCUCUGCCCUGACCUACAAGAAGGCCAUGUACCCGGUGAUGGGUGCUCUGCUGGGCACCUGUGUGGGCGGACCCAUUGGCAUGGUGGCUGGCCUGAAGGUUGGCGGACUGGCCGCCGUCGGCUGUGGCAUACUCGGCUUCACAGGCGGCUCUGUGCUGAAGGCCAAUCCAAAUGUUAUGCACGGGAACAUUGAGGAGCAGCAGCCAGAGGCGAAUGGCGACACAGCCGAGAGACUGGAACUGAAGGAGAAGCCCGAAUGACCUAGGGCCAUGUCCUCGGCCCUGGCCACCACGCACAUGUGGUCUGCAAACACGCGGCGCCUGGAGUCAGCCACCACCGGGGUCAUGAGCAGUGUGCGCAGCUAUUGUACCCUUCAGUGACUGCGACAGAUAGGGAGAUCCUCCUCCUUCUAUUAGUUAAAUUUCCUUGUCUUUUGUGUUCGUUUUUGUGCAAUGUGCAGGCGGCAGCUAUCCCCUUCCUGCGUGUCUAGUUUAAGCGUUGUUGUUCCAUCACGAUAGUUAAUUGUUUUGUGCCGCUGCCGCAAGCUUUAAGAAUCCACGUCUAGUUUUAAGGCUUUAAUAUGCAAUAUAAACUCUUAUCUAUAACAUACACAAGUCGGCUGGCUGCUUUUGUAGGCACUCUGCUGCGCCUACCAGCUCUUCCAGACUCUACCUGAACUUA